UUCUGCGCAUGCUCAUUGCUUGAAUGCUCAGCAGCUGUCAAAGGGAAAUGUUCUUGGCUGUAUUCGUCUUGAAGAAUGUUUUGGAGUGUAAUAUGUUACCACUGAACUAAUCAUGCGUUAUGAUGUUUUAUACCUGAUUUAUUAGAUUUAGGCGCGAAUAUGACCAAGUAUUAUAUUUUUGCGCAUUUGUUUGUGCAGGUGACUAAGGGCAUUCUCUAAUCGUGCGCCUGGUCUAGCUAAAUACAUUUGUUUUUUUUUUAAGAAACGUGAGAAUUUUGUGUUUUACAGACUAGUAUGAGAACAGACAAGCUAUAUAGUGGAGUUUGGUCACAUAUCGCGCUGCUGCAGUUAUGCGCAGUUCUCUUGAACAGUUUCUGUAAAGGCGAAGAUGCCUCCUGUAAAGGAGCGUUUGAUCUCUACUUUGUGCUGGAUAGGUCUGGGAGUGUAGCCGGUAACUGGGCUGAGAUCUAUGGAUUUGUUGAACAGCUGACCAACCGCUUUGUAAGCCCCAGAAUGAGGGUGUCUUAUAUAGUGUUCUCCUCCAGCGCUGAAGUUAUACUACCUCUAACAGGAGAUAGAGUUCAGAUAGAUCAAGGCCUGGGUGAGCUGAGUGCCGUCAAACCAGCCGGAGACACCUACAUGCACGAGGGGAUGAAGAAGGCUUUGGAGCAGAUGAAAGCCCAAACCACCAAGGGAUCCAGCAUCAUUAUUGCCUUAACAGAUGGAAAGCUGGAUGUCUAUCCUUAUGAGCUCACAGUGGAGCAGGCAAAUAAUGCCAGAUCAUUUGGUGCCAGGGUCUACUGUGUUGGUGUGAAAGACUUUGAUGCAAAUCAGCUUGUCGACAUCGCUGAUAGUCGAGAUCAGGUGUUUCCCGUGCUGGAGGGAUUCCAAGCACUUAAAAGCAUUGUUAAUUCGAUUCUAAAGAAAUCUUGUGCAGAACCUUACACAAUAGAGCCUUCCAGUGUUUGUGUGAAUGAGUCAUUCAACAUUGUCCUCCGAGGAGACGGUUUCGCCCGGGGGAGGACCCCAGAGGGAGUGGUCUGCACCCUCACUGUCAAUCACCAGACUUACAAUGAGAGACCAACUAUAGUGCAGGACAAUUACAUCCUGUGUCCAGCUCCAGUGUUGCAGGAGGUCGGAGAAUCCAUAGAGGUUUUGAUCAGCUUCAACAAAGGACAGUCUUUUAUCUCAAGUCCAGUGACGAUAUAUGCAACUACUUGUUCCAGUGGGCUGGUGGUGUUGCUACUGGUUUUGGUUCUGCUCCUGCUGAUGGUCCUGGCUCUUCUCUGGUGGUUCUGGCCUCUGUGCUGCACUAUCGUCAUCAAGGACCCUCCACCUCCUGUUCACCCCCCUCCCAUCCCUGUGGCUGAGCCUGAGGAAGAGCCUGAGUCGAAGAAGAAGUGGCCCAUGGUGGACGCAUCGUACUAUGGAGGUAGAGGGGCAGGAGGAAUCAAACGUAUGGAGGUCCGCUGGGGAGAUAAAGGGUCCACAGAGGAGGGGGCGAGACUGGAGAAAGCCAAAAAUGCUGUAGUCACCAUGCCCGAGGAAGUGGAAGAGCCCAUUAUCAGGAAGCCUCCCAGCAGGCCUCCACCUACAUAUCAACACCACACCCCUCAACAAUCCAAAUGGUACACUCCUAUAAAGGGACGCUUUGAUGCUAUGGUUGCACUGAUACGACAGCAGUACCAUCGGGUUGCUGUGAUGAGACCAACAGCAGAGGACCAGGGACGCUGUAUGAAAUUCACUCGAGUUCAGAGCCAGUGAACCAAAGGUCUUCUGAACAUACCGGGUCCUGAAGAGGAGGAAAAUUAAAUUGUGCCUUGUCCUACAAAAAUGUAUCAUUCUUAUAAUUAAUGCCAUAUCUGUCAAGUCAUUGUUGCAAUAGGUUUUAUUAAAAAAAAUGUUGAUAUUUUUUGCAUAGUUAAAUAGGCUGCAUAAAGACAUGAAUUCCAAGUCUCACAGACCUUAAUGUACGUAAAUUAAGGUUGUUGGUUCCUUUUGUAUAUUAUUUUUUAUUGUAUUACUGAAAUAGGAGAGUAAUGACAAUGGUUGUAAAUGAUUUUAACUGCAAGCGUACAGUGGUCUUUGAAAAGAAAGAACCACAGUCCUUAAAAACUAUACUGCACACUAGCCAAUAAUAUGGAUCACUCUUGCCUUAACAACAUUUGAAGCUGAAUGUGGAGAUGAAAAAUGGCCAAUUUAUAGUGAAAUUACCUCCAGAACAUCCCAAUGAAGUUUUAACUGUAUGUUUUUCUGACUUUUAUUUGACAAUAAAUGAGUCAUUGAAGUAUA
This is a messenger RNA of Alosa sapidissima (American shad), 2292 nucleotides long. RefSeq names its product ANTXR cell adhesion molecule 2b (gene antxr2b). Gene Ontology annotation, molecular function: signaling receptor activity. NCBI's taxonomy places the organism in Eukaryota, Metazoa, Chordata, Actinopteri, Clupeiformes, Clupeidae. The transcript has 17 exons. Gene Ontology annotation, cellular component: membrane. The record is from RefSeq and is a predicted model, not a curated record. Bases 295 to 1764 code for a protein of 489 amino acids.